AUGAAAGUCGUGCAGCUACUGAAAUCCCAAGGUUUAGCCCGAGUGAAAGUGUUCGACGCCAACCAGACCGUGCUCCGGUCUCUGGCCGGAUCCGGAAUCAAGGUCACUGUCGAUUUACCCAACGAGAUGCUAUCCACCGCCGCGAAGAAGCCUUCCUUCGUAGUCGCGUGGGUGCAGAAAAACGUCGGCGCUUACCACCCGACAACUGAGAUCGAGGCCAUCACCUUCGGGAACGAAGUGUUCGUCGACACUUACAACACCACAAAAUUCCUAAUCCAGGCAAUGCGCUACAUCCACCAGGAACUGGUGAAAUCCAACCUCCAUUCCGCCAUUAAAGUCUCUUCCCCAAUCGCCCUCAGCGCGCUCCAGAAUUCUUACCCUUCGUCGGCCAGGUCAUUCUGUCAGGAGCUCGUCGAGCCUGUUUUCCGCCCUAUGUUGGAGUUCCUCCGCGGGACGGGCUCGUAUUUGAUGGUGAACGCUUACCCGUUCUUCGCUUACGAGGCGAACUCCGACGUUAUCUCGCUGGACUAUGCUCUGUUCAAGGAGAAUUCCGGCGUCGUCGACUCCGGCAACGGGCUGAGAUACUUCAGCCUCUUCGACGACCAAAUCGAUGCUGCUUUCGCCGCGAUGUCGGCGUUGAAGUUCAACGACAUCGAGAUGGUGGUCUUGGAGACCGGAUGGCCAUCGAAGGGAGACCGGACCGAGAUCGGUGCUAGCGUGGCGAACGCGGCUACGUACAACGACAAUCUCAUCCGUCGAAUCUUGACACGUGGGGGGGGGACCCCGUUGAGGCCCAAGGUAGAUCUGACGGUCUACCUUUUCGCUAUGUUCAACGAGGACGAUAAGAAUGGGCCGACGUUAGAGCGCAACUAUGGCCUCUUUUACCCUAACGAAGAGAAGGUCUACGACAUCCCGUUCACAGUAGAAGGCAUGAAGACAUACAAGGACAAAAGAGCUCCAGCCACCGGCGGCGGACAUGUUACUGCUCCUCCCAUCAGCGGCGGUGGGCUGUCGAAGAGCACGACGAGGAGCACGUGGUGCAUGGCGAGUGGGGAGGCCUGGGAGGAGAAGCUACGGAUCCAGCCGGGGGCAGCGUGCUUUAAGCCGAACACCGUGGAGGCACACGCUAGCUUCGCGUUCAAUAGCUAUUACCAGAAGAACGAGCGCGCCGGAGGUUCCUGCUAUUUCGACGGAGCGGCUUACGUCGUCACCCAACCACCCAGUGCGUAUUCUAGACUCUUUCACCCUCUCUCUCGCUGCUAG
This is a messenger RNA of Linum tenue, 1263 nucleotides long. The record is from the annotation of a GenBank genome assembly. Lineage: Eukaryota; Viridiplantae; Streptophyta; Magnoliopsida; Malpighiales; Linaceae.